AGAUUUGACAAGUACAACUCUUGAUGGGUCUAUCCCUAAUAGCAUUUCCUCGCUCACUUCAUUGAAAACACUGGCCAUGUCUAAUUGUGGGCUCAAAGGGUCUAUUCCAGCUGAAAUUCUAAGCCUCGUUUCAUUAAAGAUCUUUAAUGUGACAAAUAAUCAGCUCACCGGACCCAUUCCAGCCGCAAUUGGAAAGCUCACCAAUCUGAACGAACUAUCUGUCAGAAAGAACGCAUUGAAUGGCUCCAUUCCUGACAGCAUCGUGUUUCUCAGCGGACUAAAUUUUUUGUCUCUUUCACACAACAACUUCACGGGCUCCAUUCCUAACCAGAUCUCCAAGAUUUCUUUUGUCGAUAAUCU
This is a messenger RNA of Closterium sp. Naga37s-1, 360 nucleotides long. Lineage: Eukaryota; Viridiplantae; Streptophyta; Zygnematophyceae; Desmidiales; Closteriaceae. The record is from the annotation of a GenBank genome assembly.